AUGUAUGGACAUGCUGCUGCUGCUGCUACCGCUGCCGGUCUUUCCAUUGCGAUUUGCUGCUAUCUUGCUAUUGUCAGGCGCUACCGAUACAAGUACAUCAAUGCGUUGCGUCGCAAAUACCCAGAUCCGAACAUUGCCGUACAGGACUCCAAAAUUGCCGCUGAGAUUUUCAAUACGACAUUGAGAAAGGAAUUCCCAGUCAUAAACAUGUAUACUGGCUUUACAUCAAACAAGUUUUCAAUUGGCGUUGCUUCGGAAAAUCCGGAUGUGACAGCAGAGGAAAUCGACGCUCAAGAAUCUAGACGUGACCAUGCCAUUGCUCGCUUAAACGAGAUUCACAGUUGCUAUCGUAUUCAACAUGGCGAUUUUUUUUUCCAGUUGGUCCUCUUCGUCAACGAACCAAUUUACUGGAUUAAUAAGUAUGGAUACAGAAGAUUUAAUCAAUUAGAGAUGAACAUUUAA
Messenger RNA from Zychaea mexicana, 462 nucleotides. RefSeq lists its product as uncharacterized. The record is from RefSeq and is a predicted model, not a curated record. The coding region runs from base 1 to 462 and encodes 153 amino acids. The transcript is spliced from 5 exons. Gene Ontology annotation, molecular function: oxidoreductase activity. NCBI's taxonomy places the organism in Eukaryota, Fungi, Mucoromycota, Mucoromycetes, Mucorales, Lichtheimiaceae.